UCAUUCUGUUGCUAGUCACGCGGAGCAACCAUGUCGUCAGGCGCUGUAGCUUUACCAGAAGCUGUCAAACAGGAAAUGUAUGACAUUUUCCAGUCUUGGGCGCUAAAGAACUAUGGGGACAGUGGAAAGACAAAAACAGUGACUAAACGGAAAUAUGAUCGAAUUGUGAACAUUCUGGCCGGAGACGAGCUUUCUACUGCGGAUAAUUCCAAGUUCAGAUUCUGGGUUAAGGCCAAAGGAUUUCGGUUAGGGCCUCUGGAAGGAGUGAAGGCACCCCCACUCAACGAUGAUGAGGAAGCGGACACAAUACUGUACGUCCCCACCAAAGUUCCGAUAAUGAAAGGGAAACUAAUACGAGUGCCUCAAGCAACAAUUGCUCAAGAAGAAAAAGGAUACAAACGGGUAGCAAUAGUAGAGAACUUCUUCGAUAUAAUAUAUGAUGUGCACGUGGAGAUGGACGGACGGGGAGGGAAGCAUGCCGGCCAGAAGCGGACGUACAGGGCGAUCGCGGAGACGUAUGCCUUUCUCCCCCGGGAAGCGGUGACUCGGUUCCUCAUGUCCUGUGCUCACUGUCAAAAGCGUAUGCACGUAGGCAGCGAAACAAACAAUAAUCAAAACGACAAUCAGCUCAGUGAGCAGAGUUUAAUGAAAGAGGAGAAUAAGGAGAGUGACGGUUCGCAUAGUCCAUCCAGCUCAGACCCUCCUCUGAUAGACUUUAGCCUACCAAUCACAACAACUUACCUCAACCAUAUGAGACAAAUCAAGGGAUAUAGCCCUGACGUCACAGAUGAUCAUUUCGUCUACAACAACGAGGAUAGCAUGUCAAGUGCCGACAGUGAAAUGAGCGGAGAAAGAAGCUCCUCGCCUGCCGGGGAAGAAACAUCAAGUCCCAAAGCUCUCGAUACAAAAAUGGACACCACAUCAGCGGAGAACAGUCGGAUCAGUUCGCCAGUGAACCUGUCGUCUGCUAAAGGUGGCCAGGAAGCAGAUGGUUCGUUUGUUGAUCAGAAUGGCAACGCUGCCCUUGAGAAAGGUCAAGAGAGCCGCGGUCAUCCAGAGAGGAAGAGGCGCUCCAGUGAUGAGCUUAGUGUCGAGAGUUCAACGCGGGCAAGUGAGAGUGGUCUGUUAGAUGAUGGUUGUAAAGAUGAUGAUGACGAUAAUGAUGAUGAUGAUGAUGACAAGAUGCCAUCGAAAGACUAUGACCCGGAGAGACUUAAAGCGUUUAAUAUGUUCGUACGAUUAUUCGUCGAUGAAAACCUGGACCGAGUCGUGCCAAUCUCUAAACAACCAAAAGACAAAAUCCAAGCCAUUCUGGAAGCGUGUCAUCGCCAGUUCCCCGAGUUCCAAGAACGGUCAAGGAAACGUAUUCGAACAUAUCUGAAAUCCUGCAGGAGACUGAGGAGAUCAAAGGACCAAAAUGGCUGGGACCAGAAAAAAAUGAUGGUAUUGGUAGGCCUACAAGAAUCUGGCAACUCUACUUGGAAUACUAAUCAGAAGAAGUUACGGCCCACACCACCUCACCUGACGUCCGCAGCAGCAGAAGGCCUUCUCGCCCAGGCUUGCGACAAUGAGAGUCAGAACGCCAAGCGCAUGAGAAUGGGACUAGAACCAAAUGCACAUUUAUCUUUCCAGACAAACGCCAUGCCUCCCCCGACAACCAACAACUCAUCAUCAUCCUCGGCAUCAUCACACCAGACCUCCACGCCCCAGGCAGCUCCUCAACCCAGUCCAAGCCCUCAUUCACAAUCAUCUACGCCACAACCAGCGCCAAUAGAGAGACCGGCCAUCUCAACCGCAGACUUCGUUCGUGCCCACGCUCCGCCCACGGCAUUCCGGCCGCCACAUGAACUCCCGCAGCCCUUCUUUACCAAUGGGAAUGGCUUGUUCAGACCUGGGUUUGCUGGCUACCAGCACCCGGCGCAUCACCAUCCUCCAGCUGUCGUGCAACCAUCUCAGAUAUCGUCACACGUACAGAACGGUCCUACAGAUCUUAGCCUCAAAGGACAGACCAAGAGUUCCAAAAAUCAACUAAACCCGACCGAAGUAGCCACAAUCAAACAGCUGAUAGCUGGUUACAGGGAGUCUGCUGCGUUCCUUUAUCGAUCAGCUGACGAACUCGAGCAAUUACUUCUUCAGAAUAACUGACCAGAAUCAUGAGAAUUAUAACUGACCAAUCACAGCCUAAUGCAAAUAUGACGUGUCGCAUGUGAGCCCUGCUGUUAUAGCGCACGGACUUGGAUUCCUGGUGGAAGGGGCCUGGACUUGGUGGCGAGGGCAGCUCUUGAGAUCAGUUUCAACAUACCCGAGUGCACCUGUUGUGACUAUGUCCUUGUCUCAUGUGUCCCUCCUAUCAACACAAGGACUUUGUAUUCUGGAGAGAGACCUUGCCCAGAGGGAGAGCGAUCCCAGUUAGCCCAUUUCAACCCUACAGUUUAUGCUCCUUUGCACUUGUAUUUUUGGAUGUCAGGGACUGAGACAGGACUAAAUGUGUCACAGUUUAAUCUCAUGGUGAAGAUAUUGUUACCGCAGCCAUGACAUGCACAGCACACGUGGAUUAUUGUGGUGUUUAUUUGUUUAAGUGUGGAUAAAAACGACCAUAAAGGAAGCAACUCUGCUUGGAUUAAUGCUCGUUUAACUCUCAGUUAUUUUUGGAAGUGUCUCACGGAGCACCAGAUGAAGAUAAAGACUACAGCUUGGAUGUAUGCCGGGAAUAGACUUGAUUUAUCACAGACAUUCGCCAUUGCAGGAAUUGCUGUCAUUUGGAUGGAAGAAAGAGCUCCUGACCGAGUUAGGAGUACAGUCGAAACGGAUCUUGAUGGGAUUUCCCUUUGCAAUCUUCCAUGAUUCAGCUUCUUGCCAAGACCAAGACAUACCUAACAUAUGACCCAUGUAUAGGGCCUUUAUUCAGGUUAACCCAAGCUACCCUCAUUUCCGUAACUUUUAGAUCUGCUGUUCGUGACUGGUUAUUAGCCAUUUGAAAAGUGCUUCACAAAAGACACAGCCAAACCCUUAGCUCUACUCAUAACAGAAAUAAUACAACAAAUCUGUUAUGGUACUUGUGUUUAACAAAGAAAUUCACGGUGUUCAAAACAGAAAUUCUCGUCAGCUGGAAUGGUGCUAACAGAUAAAUUAAUAUUUCGCCAAAUCGUUAUUUUUACGUUUUCUUGCCUUCAAAGUCAACUGAGCUUGGGUGCAGUCUUUACUUCUAGUCUUUUAAGAGUCGAAGAAUGUGUCUUCACAAGACACACCAAGAUCCUCUUCUUGAAGAUAAUGAAUGACAAUACAGCCUAAAUAUGGUUGGGUGGUGUACCGGUAGCCGAUAACAGUGAUCUAGUCUGAAUAAGCCUCUGAAAUGACUGUCAAGUCUUCAGCCGUCUCAACCAGGUAACCUCGACCCUAUCCGCCGCGCAGCGGAGGGUCGAGGAAGCUUCGUUGAUUUAACCGAGGCGAGCCAUACAUUUUCAGUGCAUACAGUGGAUGGACUGUCAUACCGAGCGCUCUGGUAUUGCAGGUUAUUCACUUGGGUCGAGGUUAGCCACGUGCUUACGCCCCUGAAUCGAGAUCAUGACGAGUGAAUAACCGUCAGGUACCAGUCUCUGCAAUGAGUGAAUGGAGAAGACUGGUGAAAGACAUACUGAUGUAAUCAGUGGUUUUAAAUAUACUCCGCCUCUCGAUAUUUCAAACGAGGUAGGAGUAUAGCAAAAACCGGAUCUCCGGAUGGGCGAGUGUACAAGCAGGACAGGUGCUGCCACCACAAGUCACAUAAAUUAACUACUACAUGUAAAAAGUCCUGAUGACUCCUGGCCGUUGUUACAGUGCAUGUCAUUUCGUUUCCAUAGCAGCAAUAAUGCCCGCUCAUCACCCAUGAAGCCUUGCCUCCUAAUAAUCAUCUAGAACAUUCCAAAACAGAUUCGCACUUUAAUUUCAUAACUAAAACGUGGGGAACUUUUUAUAUUCUCAGAAUCUGCGUUGUGUGGACACACAUAGUCAAGACAUGAUAUUUUCAAGCAAAUACCUAUAGAUGCAUUUGUAUUAUAACAUUUAUAUCUGUGAGAUAGAGUUGGAAAUGGUGUUUAUGUAGGUUUGUACUAUUCAUGGUUUCAUUUUCAGAACUUGAACAACGAUUACAUUGGUUUGCAUUUCCACGUUUAUUUUGUAUAAGACUUUGUGCUUGUCAUGUCCUCUGUCUGCUCCAGGAGUCACCUUGGUUAGGCUUUGUCAGAGAAAGUCACCGACAUUGGAUAUUUCCAUGUUAUUUGUAACCUUUUCUACUGCAAGUGUCAGUUGGCAUUUCAAGUAGAGUAAUCCUCAACGGUAUUUGAGAGUCACUGUUGACGGGAACCAGCAGAAUUUAUUAUUUUCAAAGUUAGGCAAAUAUAUUUCAUGUUGAUAUUUUGUUCCAUAGUGGUGUCUGGUGAUGGUACGCCAGUUUAAAUUGCUAGAACGUUAACCCUUAAGGACUAAAGACAAUUUCUUUCACCAAAAGAACACAUGUUGGCAAAAAGCGACUUUAUGGUAAACUUGCUUUAAAUCUAAGUGCAACGUGGUGAUCACGGGAGACGUUCAGAGGUUCUAUUAUGUCGCCUUGAAAGAGUUGUCUUUAGUCUUUGAUGGGUAAACCAGUGUCUUUAUGUGCAUGUAGCAUCCCUUUUCUUUUGUGGUCGACGGCAUGUACCUUUCAGUGUUUAUUAUACCACUCGAGUGUGAAAACUAGUCAAGCGUCAGUGAUCUCGAAGUCUUACCAAAGGUGUAGAACUGAGUGAGGUCUCAUUCUUUCUUGUAUUGUAAUUAGCUGUAGCAUGGUUAAGGCUUUGUAAGAUAAUUAUGGAAGAGGGGAAGAAAUAAUGGUGAUGAAAGGUGGGCAGUUUGUUUUCCUGGGUUUUGGCUAAAGGGCUUGGCCAAGGUUGCUUGAGGGGCAGUUGUUUGGCCCGAGAAAAAAGGCAUUUUUUUCCAGAUAUCAAUGGAAUUUCGUACCUUACCUCUAUGGGAAAGAAGUCGUUUUCAUCAGAAAAGUUGACAAUUGCUGGACUUACUUCUCUGUUAUUUCUUCCCCUUUUAUAAGUGUUUAUGGUGUAAGGGCCACUCCUCAGUGUUGAAAGAUAAUGGGUGAUCAAAAAUGCUACAUUAUGACAGAUGCUGCUAGUGCACAAUGACCUUUACUGGAUGUGGAGAAGUCAUGUUUGAAUUUGAAAGCUACGAUAACCAUGGCAUUUGUAAUAAAAUAUUUUCUUUAAAUUUCUUUAACAGGUCUUUCACAAAACUAUCAUUUGUACAAAAUUGUUCCAUCAUUUAAACGAAAACGUAUUUUGUAUGAAGAAUUUUUCAAACGAAUUGACAAUUUGAAGUAGUUUUAUACCCAAUCUGUGUAUAAAGUGUACAGAGUGUUGACGUAUGUGGUUUGUGGUUUGUGGCAUUAGCAAUGGCAUGUGGGGUCCUGGGAUGUUUUUCAUGAUUUUAUAAAGUACUGCAUACUUAAUCUCGACGUAAUAGUGUGGGUAAAGAAUACUUUGCUAAGAUGCUUUAGUUAUCUCUUUGAGACUUCAUGCAGAGAAAGGAAGAUAGAUUCCGGAUUCCAAAAACUAAAAUGCUCAUCAAAGAUAGCUAUUUUGAGAACGAAAUAUAUAUUGAUUGAGAUUUUUGCUGCGAGGUGGUACUGCAAUUUCUAUCAAGAAACGUCUGCAUUGAAGGUAGCAGCCCGAAUUCCGGGCACAUUUCAUUUUAGGACAGGCACUGCCCUCUAUCUGGUGUGACGGCUCCUGAGAGAUGUUACAGUACCGAACCGGUUCCCAUGACAUUAAACUUUCGAAUGUUAUUGAGAUUUGUUUCUCUGUCAGUUGGAUUAUGAACUUGCGGCGAUUUAAGGUUUAUAAUAAUUGAUUAUAUUAAAGGUAUAAUCACAGAUGUAGGACUAUCAGAUUGUGGGGUUUAGAUAUCUGCCUGGUUGUGAUCUCAGGCAAUCAAACAGUGUCUCCAUUAUUGUUCAGAAAGUGUAUUCUAUCUCUCCCUCCAUAGAUUGAGCUUCAUAUUCUCAAAUCACAGACUGUCCUUUGUAAACAUAUUCGAUUUUCAACAACUUGCUUUCAAAACAGCCUUUCAAACAGAGCAAUACAUGUCUUGUAUCACAGCGUUAAAUUCUUUACUUCAUUCUUCAAUCAUGGAAGAAAGUCUUUAUAUUCUGCCGAUUCUAAACUAUCAAUAUGUGAACUCUUUAUUUUGGAGUCUCCCCCAAGUGUACAUGUAAAUACUGUAUAGCAGAAUAGUAUUUUAGAAGAUAGUACUGCUUUGAUAUGAACCAUUACCUCAUAACGAGAGUGAUUUAUUGCAGGCCUGUUUUGUAUACAUUGUGUACAUUAAUCAAUUUGAAGCCUGGCUUUUUCUUAGCGAUUUCCUUUGAAAAGUGAACGUGUCCUUUCAGUCACAAGAUCAUUACAUAAGAAGUAAUAUGACUUGAUCACCACUAGUGCUGGGGAAGUGCAAUAUGGUGACUGGGGAACUGUGCAAUCGUCUUCAUGGUCACAGAUGUAGGUCCUUGUAAAAGACGGCAAGUCUUGUUCUCUUGUCUCCCGACCGCGAAACGUGGUGUCGGGACAACCUGGUGCAGGUGAUCUGUUUAUUAUGUUGUUUGUGGAGGUUUUAUUAUUAAAGUGUAGAGUUUUUAUUCUGUAGACUGUACCGCAUAAAAUUGAAUAUCUCUCCUUAGAGCAGACGGGAAGAGGCUGAAGCACCCAUUGUAGAUCUGGAGGUGUGUGGAGAUUGUAACAUUUCUUCCUUAUUUGGUUGGAUUUGCUUCAAGUGCCUGGGCCAAGCCAUUCAAGAGAGGGCAUGCUUGAGCCUCUUCCUUCCCCUGCCCACGACUAGUUUACUGACACACUGCCAGAGGUACGACUGUCCUCACCAAUUAGACUAGAACAGGCCUCUCGUGCCAAGACACGGCCAACAUAGCAUUAGUCUCUGGCCUCACCAAUCAUUUGUUGUUUAAGUGUUCCACUAUUUAUUUCAAUGUGCUUAAUAUUUGGUUGAGAGAGAGAGAGUAUUUAUAUGAAUCACAAGCUAUAGAAUUAUGUAAUGACGCGAAAUGCCAUGGAUGUCAUAUUUAUUGUCAAACCUCAAUAAAUGUUACUUUUCGAAAUAGGCCAUUGUUCAUUA
This is a messenger RNA of Lineus longissimus, 7146 nucleotides long. Its product is annotated as nucleolar protein 4-like. Bases 31 to 2145 code for a protein of 704 amino acids. The record is from RefSeq and is a predicted model, not a curated record. The transcript is spliced from 12 exons. Lineage: Eukaryota; Metazoa; Nemertea; Pilidiophora; Heteronemertea; Lineidae.